This is a messenger RNA of Carica papaya (papaya), 2793 nucleotides long. Its product is annotated as Tetratricopeptide repeat (TPR)-like superfamily protein. Lineage: Eukaryota; Viridiplantae; Streptophyta; Magnoliopsida; Brassicales; Caricaceae. Gene Ontology annotation, biological process: RNA processing. The record is from RefSeq and is a predicted model, not a curated record. Gene Ontology annotation, molecular function: protein binding.
GGGUUGUGGUAUAUAAAGACACAGCGCCUAUUUCUCUUGCUGAAAAAAAGUGAAGCUACGUUCGUGCUUCGCUUCAUAAAUCGCGAUCGAAUAUCAACCUCACCGGAGUUUUGGUCGGAGAGAGAAGAGAAAUCGACGAUUUACGUGCUGGUUUAACGAAAGUUAAUAGUAUAUUCAAAAGAAGAGUUGCAAGGAGUUAGAAAGGGAAGAAAAGCAGUCACUUGAUUUCUGUUCGGAGGCAGAGAAAGUUCUUUUCUUGCAAACUUUCUCGGGAUUUCGAUUCGUAGAAAGUCUACUCAACGUGGCAUCUCCGUACUGCACUUAAUUUCUCGAAGCAUCUCAGCUUUUUCCUUCUCGAAUGGGAGUGGAAGUAGCCGCUGCUUAUUUGCAAUGGUCACAGCCAAUUCUUCCUCAGUCUCCAUCUUCCUCGCAGACCCUUGCCUCUGCAAUGUCCUCUCCCGCGUCAAAACGAAGGAGCCGUCGAGGAAGAGGAGUAGGAGCGGAGACAGCUAUCCUUUGCCUCCAAGUCCCGCAUAGGCUCAAGCGGUCGGCUCUGUUUGGGACUGGAUCGGCGAAGCUCCGCAGGUCUCAAUCUCUUGCUUCGCCGAAAGAAUUGACAAGCGGAAUCCGUCCUAUUAGGAGAGCUUGUAGUGCAAGCUUGCAGUCUUUCUCCGACGAGGAAUUCUCGAAGAAGAUUCAAGAGUUGGCUCUCAGAUUCCAAGUCUCCGGUGACGAUGAAGAUGAUGAAACUGCAAACGAUGACAACUCGGCCUCGGACUGGCAACCGGAGAGAGUUCGGGAUUCCGAUGACCACCUGAACCUCAACAUAGUGAAUAGUUUCGAUAGUUUUCGAUUAGAGGUACCCAGCUUUGUACUGGACUCCGUUGAGCCACCAUGGGGAGAGAUAGUCCCUGAUUCGACCAUCGAACGGAAGGCGAACAGUGUUGAUCUCCCGCUUUCUCUUCGGAUAAUAAAGAGGAAGAUCCGGUGGCAGGAGGAUUUUAGAGAGGCGAGAGAAUCAGCUUGUUGCUCAGUCAAAAAGGCUUUUUCGUCCUUGGUGUUCAUUAUUCGGGAGCUUCACAGCUUCACCUUGCAAAUGAGAGAGUUACUUUUCUACGAGGAUUUACAUGGGAUUCUCGAUCGGGUCCAGAAGGAGAUGCACGCUUCCUUCGUAUGGCUCUUCCAGCAAGUCUUCUCACACACGCCGACUUUAAUGGUGUACGUGAUGAUACUCUUGGCGAAUUUCACAGUUUAUUCCAUGGGAAACAACACUGCCAUUGCUGCAUCUCCCCCACCCGGAUCCUACGCCGCGAAGAGCGCAAUAUCAUCCAUCAUGGAAACUCAGGAUCAGAAGCACCGAAAGUUUGAUACUUCAUCGAUCAAGUCGUUCUCCAUUUCAUCUUCCUCUAGUGGGAAGUCAACCUCCAUAGGCGGUAACAGUGGCGGUGGCGGGAAAACACCGCCGGUCGCUAGCGGGACAGACGGCGACGGAUUAUUUGACCAGUCCAACCAUUUUAGAACCAUCCUUCCCGAUGGCGCUUCGCAGUUGUCGUCAUUUGGAUCGACGAGAGAGACAGAGUCGGUUUCAAGGCAAGACAGCAGCAGAGAAGAGGAGUUGAGUGUAUGGAAUUCCAUUGUAGAAGAAGCUGAAACAAUGCAAGCUUCAUUGAGAGACCAGGGGCUUGAUCAUGAAACGAUGCAGAGAUUAGUUUCCCCCGUGAAUGCCAAGAUUGAAGCCGAUGAUUACGUGGAGUAUUCCAGAACAGAGCUUGUCUACCUAUCAGGAUUAGCCCAAGAACCUAACAACCCUCUCCUGCUCGCCAAUUACGCUCAAUUCCUCUAUCUCGUUGCUCGUGAUUAUGAAAGAGCGGAGAAGUACUUCAAGAGGGCAUUAGGAGUGGAGCCGGUCGACCCAGAGGCAUACAGCAAGUACGCAUUAUUCUUAUGGGUAGUAAAGAAGGAACUGUGGGCGGCUGAGGAGGCGUACUUGGAAGCCAUCUCUGCCGAUCCCUCCAACUCAUACUACGCAGCCAACUACGCCCAUUUUCUCUGGAACACUGGCGGAGACGACACCUGUUUCCCUCUCGAUUCCCCAGAUACCAAACAAACUUGAAUCUUGAAUCUUGAAAUUUACCCAUAAAUUUUUUGUUAGAAAAAAAGCAUCCCAGAAAGAGAGAAUGAGAAAUCGGAGAUACAGACACAGAAAACCCACAUUAUGCCACAGAAUAUUCUUACCCCUCCUCCACCCCAUCUUUUGCUUGUUUCUUUCUUAUUUUUCCUCAUCUUCCACUGGUCCCAGUCAUUUCUUUACCCGAAAAAAGAAAAUACAAGAAAAAUUUCUCAGAGGAGAAGAAGAAGAAGUAGAAAAGAGAUAGUAAUUCAUUUGAUCUCUUUUAAAAAAUAAAAAUUUCGUGGGGUUGCUGUUUGAAAUUUCCAGUUUUGAUUUUCCGGGAUGUAAGAUGUUUGGCGGAGGAAAAGUAUCGGUGAAGUUAGUGGAGGGUGUUAGUGGCGGCGACUGUUUCGGAGAUUUGAAGAAAUCAGGCACGUGACUGAGAGUAAUGGACACACGUGAUCAGAGAUUGGUGGAGAUUUUAUUGCACGUGAAAAGUGGGAAGAGGAGCAAUUAAUUAAAGAUGGUGGGUUUGACUUGGAUCGAGAUUUGCUCAGAAAUACUUAAUUUUUCUUCUUUGCACAGUCUUUUUUUUUUAGAUAUUCUGUUGGUGACACAGCUUAAAAGGUAAAAAUGUAAUUAAACUUUUAGUUACUGUUAAUAUAAUGGCAUUAUUUUUUCCA